UCUACUUUCUACUUCCUACCAACUCUCCCUUUCUCUUUCUCUUUUUAGUUUGCUUUUCUAGUUUUCAUCGCUGGGUAUGUUUUUUUGUUUUUCCUUUUUUACAAAGGAAUGUUCAACACAGUGUUUAUAUUUAUUGGGUAUAAGGUUUUGUAUGAUGCUGAUGGUGCUGCUCAACCCCUGCAUUUGAUUGAACCCAUUCAUCUAUGGCUCCAUCCUGGCAAAAGUGUUCGCAGGCUUGUGAUAAAAAUUUACUGCUUUGAAGCUCUCCUCAAUAUGCAAAGCAUCAGAAGUGCCAUCUUGAGGCAUGUGAGCACGAGGAAGUCAACUGGAGAAUGGGGCUUUUUCACUAGCGGAGGAAACAUGUUCAAGCUACUCAGACACCAGAUAUGUACAUCAACAGGUGCUAGCAAUGCUCAAAUAAUGGAUCGAGUGAUUGGAUUGGUUAAGAAGUAUGAUAAAAUCGAUGCCAGUAAGGUAACUGAAACAGCUGAUUUUCGAAAAGAUUUGUGCCUGGAUAGCUUAGAUAGGGUUGAACUUGUUAUGGCAUUCGAGGAAGAAUUCUCCAUUGAAAUCCCAGAUGAGAAAGCAGAUAAGCUUACUUGCUGUGCUGAUGUUGCAAAAUACGUAGUUUCUAGAUCAGGGUCAGACAUUACAAAGUCCUGACUGUUUUGGAUGCUUUCAGGUCCCUCUUGAAGAAUGUAUUUGUCAUUAUGAAGUAUGUGUGUGAAUUUGUAUGUCAGUUGACCUUGAGGUUGCUUUAUGGUUGCCAAAUAU
Molecule: messenger RNA, 774 nt
Organism: Theobroma umbraticum
Lineage: Eukaryota; Viridiplantae; Streptophyta; Magnoliopsida; Malvales; Malvaceae
Gene: MTACP3
Product: mitochondrial acyl carrier protein 3
Biological process (GO): fatty acid biosynthetic process
Cellular component (GO): mitochondrion
Molecular function (GO): acyl carrier activity; acyl binding
Source: RefSeq, a predicted model, not a curated record